This is a messenger RNA of Nestor notabilis (Kea), 2895 nucleotides long. It is a transcript of the gene LRIG2, whose product is annotated as leucine-rich repeats and immunoglobulin-like domains 2. The transcript is spliced from 16 exons. Bases 1 to 2895 code for a protein of 964 amino acids. NCBI's taxonomy places the organism in Eukaryota, Metazoa, Chordata, Aves, Psittaciformes, Psittacidae. Gene Ontology annotation, molecular function: protein binding. The record is from RefSeq and is a predicted model, not a curated record.
AUGAAUUACAACGAGCUGAGUGAAAUUCCUUAUUUUGGAGAAACAACUUCUAAUAUAACUCUUCUCUCAUUGGUACACAAUACCAUUCCAGAAAUAAAUGCCGAGCAACUCCAAGUUUACCUUUCACUGGAAAAUCUAGAUCUUAGUUCUAAUCUGAUCUCAGAAAUUAAAGCUUCUUCAUUUCCACGGAUGCAACUGAAGUACCUGAAUCUGAGCAACAACAGAAUAACUACUCUAGAAUCAGGCUGUCUUGAUAACUUAUCUAGCUCACUAAUGGUGGUAAAGCUGAACAGGAAUAGGAUUAGUGUGAUUCCACCAAAGAUCUUCAAACUGCCUCACGUGCAGUUUCUGGAACUGAAAAGGAACCGGAUUAAAAUAGUGGAAAGUCUUACAUUCCAAGGACUGGAAUCCUUAAAAUCCUUGAAAAUGCAGCGCAAUGGGAUUAGCAGACUAAUGGAUGGAGCAUUCUUUGGCCUGGGUAAUAUAGAAGAAUUAGAACUGGAACAUAAUAACUUGACAGAAGUAAACAAGGGCUGGCUGUAUGGUCUGCGGACAUUGCAACAACUCUAUGUUAGCCAGAAUGCCAUUAACAGGAUCAGUCCAGAUGCAUGGGAGUUCUGCCAAAGGCUUGCUGAGCUAGACUUGUCGUACAACCAACUAACUCGCCUCAGGGAGUCUGCCUUCGUGGGACUUGGUGUAUUGGAGAAACUAAACCUGGGUGACAAUCACAUCAGUCACAUUGCUGAUGGUGUCUUUCGAGGUCUGGUGAAUCUUCGAACCUUGGACUUGCGGAACAAUGAGAUCUCCUGGGCCAUAGAAGAUGCAAAUGAAGCAUUUGUGGGACUCAGCAGGCUGGAUAAACUAAUCUUGCAAGGAAACCAGAUUAAGUCAAUUACCAAAAAAGCAUUCUCUGGUCUUGAAGGACUUGAACAUCUAGAUUUAAGCAACAAUGCAGUAAUGUCCAUCCAAGAAAAUGCAUUUGCCCAGGCUCACCUGAAAGAGCUAAUUUUGAACACUAGCAGCUUGCUUUGUGAUUGCCAGUUGAAAUGGCUGGCACCAGGGCUCCAUCCACAGUGGCUCACUGACAGCCAUUUACAGCAGGCCGUAAAUGUUAGCUGUGCUCAUCCAGAGUGGUUAGCAGGACAAAGCCUUCUCAGUGUGGACCCUGAUGACUUUGUCUGUGAUAACUUCCCUAAGCCGCAGAUAAGAGUGCAUCCUGAGACCAGAGUUGCUCUGCGAGGCAUGAAUGUGACUCUGACUUGCACUGCUGUGAGCAGCAGUGAUUCACCCAUGUCCACUGCUUGGCGUAAAGAUAGUGAGGUGUUGUAUGAUGCAGAGGUUGAGAAUUUUGCCAGGUACCAGCAGCAGGGUGGUGAGGUGGUCGAAUAUACCACUGUCCUGCACCUUUUCAAUGUGAAUUUCACUGAUGAAGGGAAGUAUCAGUGCAUCGUCACCAAUCACUUCGGCUCCAAUUAUUCCAACAAAGCCAAGCUGACUGUCAAUGAGCUACCUUCUUUCCUGAAAACCCCCAUGGAUCUUACUAUCCGCACUGGGGCCAUGGCCCGGCUGGAGUGUGCUGCAGAGGGUCACCCUACUCCACAGAUCUCCUGGCAGAAAGAUGGUGGCACAGACUUCCCUGCUGCAAGAGAGAGAAGGAUGCACGUCAUGCCUGAGGAUGAUGUGUUCUUUAUUGCAAAUGUGAAAAUAGAAGACAUGGGAAUCUAUAGCUGUAUGGCACAAAACAUUGCAGGUGGUUUGUCAGCAAAUGCCACGCUGACUGUGUUAGAAACUCCUUCCUUUGUGAGGCCUCUGGAAGACAGAACUGUAACCCGAGGUGAAACUGCUGUCUUGCAGUGCAUAGCUGGUGGCAGCCCUGCCCCACGCCUCAACUGGACGAAGGACGAUGGCCCUUUGACGGUCACAGAAAGGCAUUUUUUUGCUGCGGCAAAUCAACUCCUUAUCAUCGUGGAUGCUGGGUUAGAGGAUGCUGGGAAGUACACAUGCAUUAUGUCCAACACACUGGGCACUGAGCGUGGCCAUAUUUACCUAAAUGUCCUGGCUUCUCCAAACUGUGAUUCUUCCCAGAGUGGCAUUGUCCAUGAGGAGGAUGGCUGGACAACAGUGGGCAUUGUGAUUAUCGUCGUGGUGUGCUGUGUCGUGGGAACCUCCCUGGUAUGGGUUAUCGUGAUCUACCAAAUGAGAAGGAAGAGUGAAGAUUACAGCAUCACUAACACAGAGGAGAUGAACCUACCGGCAGAUAUUCCCAGCUAUCUGUCCUCCCAAGGAACUCUGUCAGAGCCUCAGGAAGGCUACAGUAACUCAGAGGCAGGAAGCCAUCAGCAACUUAUGCCUCCAGCUGGUAGCUACGUGCAUAAAGGCACAGAUGGUGGUGCAGCACCGUUGGUGAUCUGCUCAGACUGUUACGACAACGCAAACAUCUACUCCAGGACACGAGAGUACUGUCCCUAUGCCUACAUUGCAGAAGACCCCCUGGAUCAAACUCUCCCUAACCUCAUGGUGCAGAUGUCUAAGGAAACGUAUACAGCACGCACCCAGCAUGAAACCAGUACUUUGGAUAAUCUCUUAGCAGACAGAGACAUGUCUGUCUUCCUUACCAACCAUGACAAAAUGAGUGAAAAGAAAAUCUCCUCCCAGCAGAUCAAUGAACCCUUCCAGCUUCCUCUAUGGGGAGUGAACAAGGACGUGGCGCUCCCUCACUCCCACUUCCUGCAUCAGCAGUCGGGCCGGGAGACCCCUCGGCCUCCCAGCAGCGAGGGUGCUGCUGUCAGCACCCAGGACCAGGCGGCUCCACCCGGAGCCUGUCCCCGCGGACGGGACCGGAGCUUUGAUUUUAACAGGACACACAACAUUCAUGACUAUAGUGAAACCACGUAA